Molecule: messenger RNA, 1986 nt
Organism: Papilio xuthus (Asian swallowtail)
Lineage: Eukaryota; Metazoa; Arthropoda; Insecta; Lepidoptera; Papilionidae
Gene: M6
Product: neuronal membrane glycoprotein M6
Exons: 1
Coding region: 138-887 (249 amino acids)
Biological process (GO): neuron projection development
Cellular component (GO): plasma membrane
Source: RefSeq, a predicted model, not a curated record
UGAUUGUCUUCGGUUCUUCUCUUAUUUUUACGAUUUUGUUGCCUGACUCAUAUUAAUAUAAAUGUUUUGUGUAUCAAGCUACGAACGUUAAAAUAAACUACCUUUUAUUAGUGAAGUGAACGUGAAAGUUUAUCACAAUGGGUGAUGCUUGUCAAGCUUGUCUAACAAGAAUUCCCCAUGCAACACUCAUCGCAACUAUUAUGUGCUGUUUGGGCGUGGGGGUGUUUUGCGGGACUAUGUACCGAGGAUCCGCUCUUUCGAUUCUUAUGUUCGAUGAAGUAUUUCAUUUUCGUCUCAUUUGGAUCGAAGCGUUGCAGAUGAUUUUCAUCGUAGGCAGUGCUUGCAUGGCUGCACUCGGGUUAAUGCUUCUAUGCUUGGGAUGCCUUACAACCGGUGCUACCAGACAAAAGGUUUACCGCGCUUGGAGGGCUCGCGUCGGAGGCAGAAUAUCCUGUGCAGUGUUUAUGAUAAUCACCUACAUUUUAACUUUUAUAUGGAUUGUAUUGCUAGGUUUUCUAGUAAUAACAACAUUCUUGUUCACCAUAUUUUGGAAACUGUGCUCCAAGCCAGAAAAUAUUGCACUAACAACCUGCAUUGACUUCACACAAUUUGACUUUAUGUUCCCAUCUUCUGUUAAACAGGAUCACAUGAAGAUAUGUGAAGCAUACAAAAUGAAGCUAUUUUGCAAAGAUUAUGUUGAGAAAGCAGAGUUUAUGUUUAUUCUUGCUAUGGUUUCGUGCAUUCUUGUUAUUUUAAGUUUGGUUCAUUAUCUAAUGUGCUUGUCCGCUAAUUAUGCACAUAUUAGGGACCAUGAGAAAUUCCAGGAAUUGCAAGAACUGCAAUACCUGACAAACCCGGACCUGCACGCCUCAAAGGAUCGUUUCUAGUAUAUGGCCCGCGCACCGCUGCUGCGCUCCCUCGAAGCUUCCACUAAAAUGUGACAGUUUUAAUAAACUGAAUGUAAUUAGGCAACUGUUUUGUGUUCACUGAAAAUAAAAAAGACUGAGCCAGUGGAUGAUAGUGUUAGUCCACAAAUCAACACCAUUUUUUUACAUAUCUGAAUUUUAUAAAAAAUUGUUAUUUAUUUGCCCCAUUUUUAUUAAUUAUUGUAUUUAGACUAUUUACUAUUUAUAAGCUUUUUGACAUUCCAGUAAAUUAGUAUGUAAGGAUUAUUUCAACCUUAAUAGGGGUUCUUUUUAUCUUUUAUGUCUAUUUUGAUACAUAAGCUCAAGGAAUUGUUACAUUUUAUAUAUUUUUUAUAUCCUUGUAAUUAAGAUCUAAUUGAAUCCUGUUAAAACACAUUAUAAUAUCUGAUUAUAAUAUUACUAAAAAAAUAUAUAUUAUCAGCAAAUAAUUUAUUUUAAAGGAAAUUGACAAAAUUUUACAUUACACAACAAUAGACAAUGGUCAAUAGACCUAAAUUAAUCAAUUGUUAUUUUCAAGUAACAAUAGUUACAUUUACAUAAUUUGUGAAAUAAUUUAGGUCAUGGGCUAUAAAGCAUGUUUAGUGACCUACUGAAUAAAAUUAACAUUCUGUCUUCUUGCAAUAUGUAAUGAUGUAUUAACACUUUCCUGACACCUGUAAUAAGACAAUUUUGCUAUCCUUCUUUUUCCUUUUGAAAAGAACAGAGAUAACAAGUGUUCACAUGCAUUACAUUUGAAAUUCACUGUUGGAGCACAUUUUAGAGAAAACUUAAUAGUGAAGGCUGGAAUUAAGUACUCCAAAUUUUAAUUAACACUUUUGAGGAAAAAUAUUUGAGUUUCUCCUUUUUCACUGUCCCCCUAUCAGAUGUGUAAUUAUUAGUAAUUAAUAAUGAGUACUAUUUUUAGUUGGAUAAUAAAGUUGUUUGAUAAAUCGACAACUUUGAAUUUGUACAAUUAAAUUCAAUGAUUCAAACACAAAGUGUAUGAACAUAUUAUGUUGUGAUAUGUUAUCCCAUUCACAGUUUUUUUUUUUAUAUUUAAAGCAAGAUUAUUAUUUUUAAU